This is a messenger RNA of Aspergillus nidulans FGSC A4, 1346 nucleotides long. Its product is annotated as adaptin-binding domain-containing protein. Gene Ontology annotation, biological process: vesicle-mediated transport. Lineage: Eukaryota; Fungi; Ascomycota; Eurotiomycetes; Eurotiales; Aspergillaceae. Bases 72 to 1346 code for a protein of 424 amino acids. The transcript has 3 exons. The record is from RefSeq and is a predicted model, not a curated record.
CAAAACUACGACUAUCAGUUUAAUGGACACCACAUGUAUAUGCGGUGGCCAGCAAAUUAUUAUCUUUCAAAAUGACUCCGCAAUCACCCGCAGAUGCCUCUAAAAGCAAAGCCAAACUAAUUCGCAAUGCCCGCCGCCUCCUCAUCCUGUCUCCCUCUUCUCAAUCGCAGUCGCUCAUACCAUCACUCCUAAAACAACUUACCGGUCACCCGCCAUCAGACACGCAAAUCCAGACACAAAGUUUCGCUGGCUACACGACCCAUCCGCCGCUGCGGAUCGAGAAUCGGUACUAUGUAGCUGAUGUUCCGGUUUGGGUUGAUGAGAUUCCGGUGUUUGGGGGUACGGACGUUAGCGCAAAUGGCGAGCAGGUAUCCGAUUCAGAAUCUACGGCGAAGGAGGUAUCGGUAUCCGAAGCAGAACAACGAACUGGUGAAGGGCUGGGACGAAAAGACGCAUGCGCACAAUGGUCUCAAGAAUUUUCCAGUCCUGAGGCGCGCGUUGUCCGUGAUGCGAUUGGGGCCAUUAUGAUCUGUCUCCGGAACCCGAGGCCGAACGCGGAACCGCCAGCUUCGACUUCUGGCAGGAAAGGGACGGGUAUACCCAGCGAUGACAGCGAAGAUUCGGACGAAGUGCGCGGGCUAAAGGCAUUCGUUCGUGCCGUGGGAGCAGUCCGUACACUCAUUGAGGAGGAGCAGGGAGAGAUUGGCUCAGUCCCCGGAAUAUUGGUUUUGGGUGGGAAGAAGGAGAAGAAAGAAGAGAAACCUAAGGCUGGUGGAAUGAGUGAAGACACUCUUGGACUGGACCCAGAUUUAGGUGCUGGGCUUGACGGAGAGCUAGAUGAGCCGUUUUCGAUCGGUUGGUGGGAGGGUCAGCUGUGUGAGAUGGGUUUAAUAGGGUUCGAGGUUGUUGAGUGGGAUUGGACGCGGAUCCAAGAGGGAGAGGAGAGGAAUCAAUAUGGAGAGCUCCAGGGUAUGCGCCGAAUUAAGGAAGUCCUCGAGACUCAUGAAUGGGCUGGAGAUGAGGAGGGAGAAGUCGACACCAGUCUCCCAGACGAUGAUGAUGACCUGGAGCGCGAGCUCUUGGGUCUAGAUAAAGAGGCCACCAGCGGCUUCAAAGAUGAGGUUGACGAGCUCCAGCGGGAGAUGGUGGGCUUGCGAUUUGCCAUCGGGCGAUGCGGAGAUGGGAAUGUCGAUGAAGAUGAAGGAGACGAGGAACUCCGUGUCGAUGCCGUUGAGGCGCUCUUGGCGCGCAUGAGAGCUAUUAAAGAUAUGAGUGCCGAGUUGCCGGAAAAGGAGAGGAAACGAUUCGCAGCAAAGGCUGUAGCGGAUAUUAUGAAGGAGAUCUAG